Messenger RNA from Anarrhichthys ocellatus (wolf-eel), 2107 nucleotides. Its product is annotated as zinc finger protein 8-like. The record is from RefSeq and is a predicted model, not a curated record. Gene Ontology annotation, molecular function: RNA polymerase II cis-regulatory region sequence-specific DNA binding; DNA-binding transcription factor activity, RNA polymerase II-specific. Gene Ontology annotation, biological process: regulation of transcription by RNA polymerase II. Lineage: Eukaryota; Metazoa; Chordata; Actinopteri; Perciformes; Anarhichadidae.
AUGGAGGUCAACCUGGUACGGCGGUGGCUAGCGGAGAAGACCAACCCGAGCCUGCUAACCACGCCGGGACGGCAAGAUCCCGGCAGGAUAAACAGGUGUGCUCGUGCUGGCCGCUCGUGUUGGCAAGCGAUGUGGCAGGCAGGGAAGACCGACAGCUCCAACGUCCAGCAGCUGUUGGUGGGUCAAGAAGAGGUUCCUCCUGAGCAGCAGGAGUGGAGCUCCAGUCUGGACCAGGAGGACCCAGAGCCCCCACAUAAAGAGGAAAAGGAGGAACUCUGGACCAGUCAGGAGGGAGAGCAGCUUCAAGGGCUGGAGGAGGCUGAUGUAAAAUUCUCAUUCACUCCUGUGAAGAGUGAAGAUGAUGAAGAGGAAGCUCAGUCCUCACAGCUUCAUCAAAGACAAACUGAACAGAUGGAAACAGAUGCUGAUGGAGAGGACUGUGGAGGACCAGAACCAGACAGGAACUCGGAACCAGAUAUAUAUCCAGAACCAGAUACUGAUGAGAAGACUGGAGACUCUUCUGACACUGAUGACAGUGGUGAUUGGAAGGAGACCAGAGAACCUCAGUCAGGUUUAAACUCUUUGAAACCUGAUGAAAUCCAUGUCAGUGAUUCAAGAUGUAGUGCUGAAGAGAAUCCUUUCAGCUGCUCAGUCUGUAAGGAAUCUUUUAACCAGCAAUUAAAUUUAAAGAAACACAUGAGAAUCCACACAGGAGAGAACCCUUUCCGCUGCUCUGUCUGUAAUAAAUCUUUUAACCAUCGUUCACAUUUACAGACACACAUUAGAAUCCACACAGGAGAGAAACCUUUCAGCUGCUCAGUUUGUAAGAAAUCUUUUAACGAUUGUUCACAUUUAAGGAGACACAUGAGAAACCACACAGGAGAGAAACCUUUCAGCUGCUCAGUUUGUAAGAAGUCUUUUAGAUCGUUCACAUUUAAGGAGACACAUGAGUACCCACACAGGAGAGAGACCUUUCAGCUGCUCAGUGUGUGAUGAAAGAUUUCGGCACAAGUCGGCUCUGAAGUUACACAUAAUUACUCAUACAAGAGACAACCGGCUUUAGUGGUUCUGUUUGUAUACAAAAGGUAAAUCUGACACACCACAUGGCACAUAACGCAGGGGAAGAAAUAUGGUGCUUUUUUCCUAUAUUUAUUCAAAAGCACGUUGUUUUAAUUUGAGAGCAUUGCUUAUUGAUUCCACGUUCAGAUUUUGAAUUGUUUGCCUCAAAACCCUGUCCUCACACACAAUUAGCCCCCGCUUGCGAUCAGUAACACAAUUAACCUUGAUUGCUCUGAGAGAUCCAUGCUUUGUUUAAGGUGACGCCUCCUCAAAUUGGCAGGGAGCUUAGUACGGUCUUUAGUUUGAUCCAGUAGACUAAUUGAGUUUUUAUUUUCUAGUUAGUGUUGGUUUUCUAGAGGGUUCUGGGGCAUGCUCACCUGGAAGAAAAUGUUGUACAUUUUAAAGUUAAAUGCAUCAAUCUGGUGCAUUUUGAGACUAAAAUCAAGAGGCUAGUUCUAUGAAGAACUUUGUGCUCUUGUAAACAAUUUUGUGAUCUUUUAGCGGUGGUGGAAUGUAACUAAGUAUAUUAACUUAAGUAUUGUACUUGGAUUGAACCUUGGAUUCAAUUAUCUGUUUUGUUGUUGUCAAAUGUUGCCAAUAUUUACAGCUGAUAAUGCCGUUCCAAGCUUAACAUUGUUAGCUCUGUCAGCACUGUUGUGUGAACUGUUGCACCCUUGUUGCCAUAUUGAGAGCCGUGCGGAGGCGAUCCUUCAAUCAUACAUUUGUUCUGAGUUUGUAAUUCAGCAGCUUUAAACGUGUUUUUUAUAGUGUGGUUUUGUACUUAAUUAGGGCCCGAGCAACCGACAACGUCGGGCCAGUGAAGGCCCUAUUGAAACUGUAAGGGGUAUUCUUUUUUGUGAUUCUUAUUUUUCCACUUUGGGAGUAUUUCGGGGGGACUUGCCAUGCAUGAAAACUCACCAAAUUUUGGGGACUUGUCAGGUCUGGGUGAACUUAGAGUCUGAUAUAAUUUUAACUUUGUGUGUAAAAAAAAAAUGGCUCUCUAGCGCCCCCUACAAAUCGGACCGGCAACGCCCCUCGGCCAGUAUGU